UGCAAAAAAAUCACGAGUAAAUUAGAUCUUUUGUGCAUAGAUUGAAGCCAUAUAAAAGUAAACGCAUCAUCAACGCCACUUAUUCGAGGUAGUGUAGAAGAAUCGGAAAACUUAUUCUGUGGCUUGACAUAGAAUUUUCCCUAAAGAUGUCUCUUCGUGUCGCCGUAUUGGUGCUCCUUAUUUUGCAAGCUGUUUAUGCAGCCGUUCCUUUUGAUCCUGAUCUUGAAGUUCACUGGGAAAAUUUCAAGAGGACAUUCGGUAAAACUUACAAAGGAGAUGAAGAAGUGAAAAGACGAUUAGUUUUUGAAGAGAGUGUUAAGGAAAUCGUCCGACACAACUUAGAAUAUGAUCUUGGAGUUCACAAAUACAGAAAAGGACUCAACCAGUUUGCUGAUCUGGAACACGAUGAGUUUGUAAGACAGAUGAACGGAUUCCGAGCUGUUCUAGAAAGAAGUGCCGAUGUCUUCAGCGCUCCUUCAAAUGUUGUGUUGCCAGAUACUGUCGACUGGAGGCAGAAGGGAAUUGUCACUCCCAUCAAGAAUCAGCAACAAUGCGGAUCCUGCUGGGCCUUCUCCACCACCGGCUCCCUGGAGGGACAGCACGCCCUGAAGACUGGAAAGCUCGUGUCCCUCAGCGAGCAGAACCUGGUCGACUGCUCCGGCCCUGAAGGAAACAUGGGAUGUGAAGGUGGUUUGAUGGAUCAGGCUUUCGAGUACAUCAAGAAGAACGGCGGCAUCGACACCGAGCAGUCCUAUCCCUACACUGCUGAGGACGGAACCUGCCAUUUCAAAAAAGGCAGCGUGGGAGCCACUUGCAAAGGUUACGUGGAUAUUCCCACUGGGGACGAGAAGGCUCUCCAACAGGCCGUCGCCACCGUUGGCCCCGUUUCUGUCGCCAUCGAUGCCAGCCAGUUCAGCUUCCAGCUUUAUUCGGGCGGAAUAUAUGAUGAACCAAGCUGUGACAGCCAAAAUCUGGACCACGGUGUGCUAGCUGUUGGUUAUGGUACAGAAGAUGGCGCUGACUACUGGCUCGUUAAAAACAGUUGGGGAACUUCUUGGGGUGAGAACGGAUACAUCAAGAUGUCCAGGAACAAGAACAACCAAUGCGGAAUUGCUACUCAAGCCAGUUAUCCUUUGGUGUGAUUUCUUUUUUACUCUGGUGACUUAGUUUAUCUUCAAAGAUGAUUUUAUAGACGUUUUAGGAUACUUCCUUUAUGAGGCACGCUUUUAAAUAUUUUACUCAAUGAAAUAUUGUAAAUAACACAACUCACUUGGAUAUAGCACAACUGCUAUUGCUCUCUUUUUCAAAGUAAAUUGAAAAUGAUUUGAAUGAUUUUUUGUAAAAAUAAUGUUUGAUAUUAAAUAAAUUUUGAAAACUA
Argiope bruennichi is the source of this 1378-nucleotide messenger RNA. Its product is annotated as procathepsin L-like. The transcript is spliced from 9 exons. Gene Ontology annotation, biological process: immune response. The record is from RefSeq and is a predicted model, not a curated record. Gene Ontology annotation, cellular component: lysosome. Bases 147 to 1142 code for a protein of 331 amino acids. Lineage: Eukaryota; Metazoa; Arthropoda; Arachnida; Araneae; Araneidae. Gene Ontology annotation, molecular function: cysteine-type endopeptidase activity.